AUGGGUAUUGAUGUAACUACCUUCACCUUGCUGCUCACCACAGGUUUUGCCCAACUCUGGUAUGAGACACCCAUCCUUCGUGAUGAUGUGAAUGCGCAUGGAAAUACACACAUUGAAUGGUGCUCACUCGAUGCUGCAGGGGCACUUGGACUCGUAUUGUAUUAUCUCAGCUCCACUAUGCACGCUAUCAGCCUCCAGCAAAUUUUCGCUAUCAUCCCCAGCACCGUCACCCACUAUCUUAAAUUUGGCCUUAACCUUCUCCUGCUCACCCUCCGCACCAUUGCGCUUGUUGUCGCACGUCAUGGGAGACUUGCAGGGGCGUUCAGCAGCAUAGAUGGUCUUAAAUUACCAGUACAAACAUCAGAUGAUGUUAACAUUGAGAAUGCAACAUUCAACGGUUGGCUCUCUGAGCAUUUCAUCAGCUCAGUGUUGGCAUUCUCAGCUGAAGGGGUUAUUAUUGCUGCCAGGAUGAAUGCCCCUGAUAGCUGGCAUGACUCAUGCCUCGUGCAACAAAUUUAUGCCUCCCUUUGA
Suillus paluster is the source of this 531-nucleotide messenger RNA. RefSeq lists its product as uncharacterized. The coding region runs from base 1 to 531 and encodes 176 amino acids. The transcript has 3 exons. The record is from RefSeq and is a predicted model, not a curated record. Lineage: Eukaryota; Fungi; Basidiomycota; Agaricomycetes; Boletales; Suillaceae.